Messenger RNA from Myiozetetes cayanensis, 8205 nucleotides. It is a transcript of the gene BCLAF1, whose product is annotated as BCL2 associated transcription factor 1. The record is from RefSeq and is a predicted model, not a curated record. Bases 5126 to 7888 code for a protein of 920 amino acids. Gene Ontology annotation, cellular component: mediator complex. The transcript is spliced from 14 exons. Lineage: Eukaryota; Metazoa; Chordata; Aves; Passeriformes; Tyrannidae. Gene Ontology annotation, biological process: positive regulation of transcription by RNA polymerase II. Gene Ontology annotation, molecular function: DNA binding; transcription coregulator activity.
CUGCGAAGCGGGGGUGUGGGGAGAGGGCGUCCGGCCCCGCCAGGCCUCGCCCAGGGAGUGCGGCCUUUGGCUCUGGGCCUCCCGUGGGAGGCGGGAAGGCCCGAGGGGAUGUGGUUGUGCAGCGUAGAUUACGGGAGUGUUAAAUCUCCCCGUUAUCCUGGCGGGUGUGACGCCGAGGAGGGAAACGGUGCUGGGGAGAAAGGAUGCUUCCCGGUGUUGGAUCAGCCUUUAGGGUUGAUGGAGGAACUUCCCUGAGGGCAUGGCAGUGGUUCGAGCUCUGGUGCCUGAAAUACCCCGCACUUUCCCUGCCCUGCUUACAGAUGCUCGCAAAGCCCCGUGAGGGGCAGGAGUGGGUUUUAUGCCCCUUGGUGAAAGGGGCCAUUGUGUUCCCAGUGUUGAUCACACUGUAGUGUGCCUGUAGUUGCAGAAUCUUAGCCAUUAUUUCUCCUUUGCUUUGUAAACCUCCUACUUUUCACUUUUAAUUUUGUGAGAGUCAGAUUCUUGCUUUGUGUGUCAUGGUGAUCCUUUACCAAGUCACUUGUUUAUCUCGGAGAUCAAAGUUUUGCCUUCACUGCAGCAGUUAAAUUUUACUACAGAAAGACCCGAGGGCAUGCAAAACAAAGGUGCUCUUGACGCUGCAAGUAGUCACUGCUUGAGCAAUGGCUGGCAUAUUGUAAAUGUAUAAAAACAUCACUUAGAGUAGUUGUUCUCGGUGUGGGAGGGAUUGAUUAAAGAACGUGGGGUUCCGGGAAAAUGCUGUCUAGCUGUUGUCUUUCUCCCCUUUCCUCCUCAUUCUCCUCUCCUACAAUCACAUUGCUUUGGACAAAAGUGGGUAAAACAAGGGGAUAAAGGCUCUGGCACUGAUGUGUGCUGGAAGCAUGCAGCUUCUUAUGGCAGGGAGAGUAAGAAUUGCAUCCUCCCACUCGUCGCUUUUGAUGUUGAGUGACAGCCUGUGCUGAAUGGCAGGACGAGGUUCAGUGUGUUACAUCUGUUGGUGACUGCCUCUCUCCUGACCAAGACUUUAGUGGGCCCUCCUUUGUGGAGGCCACAGGUGAAAGUUGUUGCUGAGAGAAUUCUUUCUUGGGGGAAGUAGGGAGGUCAUCAUGUACCGUGGAGAAGGGCCUGUUGCCACCGGGGAUGCAAAAAACUUGGAGUGGUUGUAGGCAUUUGGAAAAGAUCAGCGGGGAACUGUUUGGAUCUAGGGUGCAGGUAUUUAAAUGGAUUAUAUUCAGACUGGUUGUCAAGGAGAGAGAGUGAUGUAGGGGUUUGAGGAAUGCCAGAGAACAUUUAGGGAUUGUUUACAGCAGAGAUAGGUGAAGGAAGCUGAUGAGGAAAGUAAGCCUUCGGGUUACAACUGCGUUCUGUUUGUCAGAGUCUCUCCCAAAGGUGUUCUGAAAAAAUGCACCGGUGUCUUGUUCAUUGUGCUCUGCCCUCCCUGGAGCCUUGUGGUAAAUGGGAUCUCAGAGACCUGAAAAGUCAGCUUUUGUCCUGAGUAGUUUUCUUCUGGAUCAGGUCACUGCUGCAGCGCCCACCAAGCUGUGGUAUCAGUCUUGAAACAAAUGAGGGAGGGACAAUUGCCUUUUCUGCAACAGCAUGCUGGUACUUCAUCGCAAAGACUGUGGAAACCACUGCGUAAGGGCUUAUGAAAACACUGUGCUUAAAACUCACACACACACACAAAAACCCCAAAACAAAACCCAAAAAACAAGAAAGGCUGUCCAAAACAACAUGUGUCCAAAAGCACGCUAAUUGCUUUUUUGUGUAUUGACAAAUUUCUUAAAGUCACUUUGCUUUCUGUUUUUUAGUUAGAGGAGAGACAUGCAUUUGUUUGCCAGUACUAUUACAUAAAAGAACAGCUAACAAUCAUAUGACAGUUUUGCAGAGGUGAUUUUGCUCUUACUAGGUUGCUGGGUUUUGACUUAAUUUACAAGUAUUUUGUAUUGUUUUCUAUAAAGAAAUGAAUUAAUUUUGGGGGAAAAAAGGUCAUCGUAUGUUACUGUUUCCAUUAUAUUUCCAGUAUGUGAAAUAGGGAAAAUAACGCUUCCCAGGUCAUAUUUGUAUAUUGCAAGAUAGUUUGGGCAAAUUUGCUGUGGAAUUUUAGUAUUUAUAGGAAUCUAAGUCCUUGAUGAUCUGAGUAGCACAGGUCUACAGUCACUAUGAAAUGCAUUCUGUUCCUACAUGUAAUGUACCGCUGCUACGAUUGUGGACAUUAAAAGAAAAGGGAGGGGAGACGUAGAGUGGAUAAGAAAGCAUGGCAGAUGUGCAAGCACUGAAUACAUGACUUACAGUGCUGUCUCACUGAGGCUUUCUGUAAUUCAGUAUGUGUAUUAUGAGAGAAUACUACAAGUUCUGUGGGAUUUCUCAGGGACUGUCCUAUCCCCUUUUGUUUUGUCAUGAUUGUAUAAUCCCCACGUCUUUUGAAGUCUGAAUCUCUGAAUGAAAAUGCAUUUUGGAAACAGCUUGUGAAUUACUUUAUCAAGAUUUUGAUUUAAAUCUUCCUGACAGCUCUCAAGUUAUGCUUAAGCAAGAGAAAUACAGGCUACUAAAUAGCUAUAAAUGAAGGAUAGCUAAAAUAGUGAAGCUAAAAGGAAGCAGUAUUUUGCUAGUUUAAGUGGGUAUAACUGUCCUAAAAUGUCUUAAACUCAACUGUGGUGUGUAACUUGUAAAAUGGCAUAAGAGAUGUGUUGUAUCUACAGCUUGUGUACUCUGAGAAAAUUUCAACAUCAGUGGUGUGGUAAAGACUCUGAAAAAUAAUGUUUAAAAGGAGCUGGAAACAGAUUUCCUUGUCCUUUUUAUUUUUUUAUUAAAAAUAGCAAAUGCUAACAGUGUUGCUUCCUUGUUCCUGUCUUGUGGUAUUCUGGUGCAUAUCUUGUUUUUGCUUAAUGGUUACACUUGCUGGCCAAGACUGAUUUAAGACACAGAUCCUGUUGUUACUUCAUUAAGAAACAUUUUUUGAAUGUGACUCAGUAUCUGAGAGGUGAUGAACUGGCCAAUUUUUUAAAAAGUCAUGGUUUCUGUGUUUAGGUUUGGUUGUUUGGGAAUAUUUGGUUUUGCGUUGUUUUUAUUUUCGUGGGUGUGAGUUUGUUUUGGUGAGGGCUUUGUGUGUGUGGGUGUUUUUUUUUUUUUUUUUUUUAAAGCUGCUUGCAAGUACUGUUAAAAAGCUUAAAUACCAAGUUUAUUGGUUCUGAGCACCAUGCCAGGCUGGUUUCAGGGAAGCUUUAAGACUGUGCUGCUGCCAAAAGAAGCAGACCUGUCUGGCUGCUAUUUCAACUUCCCUGUGUUGGUCCAGAUGUUUGUGGGGCUGUGUAAUGAGCCAUAUCAGAAAAAAUAAUUUGUAUUGAAAGUAAUCUAGUAUGUGCUUGCAGAAAUACUUGUACUGGCAUAAGGGAAAUCAUCAGGAAUGUGAGGACACACAAGAUGGGAGAGAUGGGACAGUUUCUUUAAACUAGCAGAGCCAGUUUAUUCUGGUUUAAAGUACUGUGGAGCUUUAGCAGCUUCCUUUGUAAAAUCCAGAUUUUUUUUAACAUGGAAGUGAAAUGACUGAGAGCUAGGUGUCCCCUUUCUACCGUUUAGGGUGGAAGGCAAGGGUAAAAGAAGCUUGAGUUGCCAAAAGUGUGGGGAUUAUAGCCCUGGUGUUUCUGGCAUGGGCCAUGUUCCUUGGAGUCGUGGUCGUCUUAAAAACACUGGUGUUAGUAAUGUCAUCUUGUGUCACCUUGUUAAUGUGCACCUCUGGCAGGCUGUGGGUCUCUUUCUGAGACUAGUCCAGAGGAAGCUUCGCUUGCUGAAGUGAGAGGGGCAGCUGCUCUUGCAUAGCAACAUAUGAUGCUUACGACCUCUUUUUCCUUGGCCUUUAGUACUGGUGCCCUUACUUGGCGUGGUGUAGCCACUACAGACAGACAGUGAGCACCAGAGUCUACAGGAAGAGGCUGUGGGUGACUUCAUUUGCUACUGUUAAAAUGUAUGAUUUAGUUGUGAUGCUCUGAGGAAUGUGUACUUUUUCUGUGAAAGUAUGCAGCACAUAGAAGCUUACUGUUGAAAAGGAGCUGUUUUCCUACAUAUUUCUAUUACCAUUAUUCUUUCUAAUUAAGCUUUAGUAGAGGUUAAUAAAAUUUGAGAUUAUUGCAUAUUAUGAGAAUAUUUACACAGACUAAAAAACCCACCAGCAAUCUAGUCUUUUCAGUUUUUGUUGUUUGGAUAAGUGGAUGUUGUGUGUCAAGGUUUUACCUAUUACAAUUAAAUCAAAACAUAAGCUGCAUAUAGUUGAGUGGUUUUUAUUCAACAGUUAAGGUUUUAUGUUCAAAGCUCUUUUUCUUUAAAGUGUUGUUACAUCCAUACUCUUCUUAUAAAAAAAAAUUUUUGGGAAGAGGGUAGCAAAUAUAUUUUAGCUGCCAGGGUUGGGUGUAGUAAAUCCAAUGUCUUGUUUAAUUAAAAAAAAAAAAGAAAGAAAUGGCUACUUUUCACAUUUGCCAGUUGUUAGGGAAAAUUCCUAAAACUGUGUGGAACUGACUACAGGAGUUUGAGUUAUGAAGAACUGACUGCCAGAGUAUGAGAUCUUGUCUUCUGCUUAGAGGUUUUAAAGGUGAAGUAACUAUCUUGUUCUAUAUCCCCAGGAUCUAAAGUCUUGUCUAAAUUAGGAUGUGGAUUUCAGCUAACACCAGUUAAAGUCAGAAAUAUAUAUUAUUUAAGUAUUUUUUAAAAAUCUUGGACUGAAUUUGAAGUUUGUAUUACUUUUUCUAUAGUAGACUUCUAAAUGCCUUCGUUGACCUUUACUAGCUAAUACCAUCUCGCCUUUUGUCUAGACAAAAUCUGAAAUGGUCCGAUACACUACUGUGCUCCUUCAGAGACUCAUGCUUGCUGAUGAUGAGAAGUAAAAACUUAAUCUUAAUAAAGCAUAUAUUUUGUAGAAAUUGGAAAUAUCUUGGUCACUACUAGUGAAUGGAAUCUGUAUUCCUGAAAGCACAAAUAGGGAGUUUUGAUAUAAUUUCUUCAUUGGCCCCAACUAACAGUUUGAGCUGGGCAAUUUGAAAAGAAAAUGGUAAUGGGUCAAAGUUUUUCUUAAUUAAAUUUGGGAUUUUUAGCCACUGAUCUGAAAAGAAAAGGAAAAGGAGUAUAUCUACUGAGAAAAAUGGGUCGAUCUAACUCUAGAUCACAUUCUUCAAGAUCAAAGUCCAGAUCUCAGUCCAGCUCUAGGUCGAGAUCCAGAUCACAUUCAAGGAAAAAGAGAUACAGUUCUAGGUCUCGGUCAAGGACGUAUUCACGAUCCCGCAGCAGGGAUCGUGUUUAUUCUAGAGAUUAUCGCAGAGAUUACAGAAAUAAUAGAGGAAUGAGACGUCCCUAUGGUUACAGAGGAAGAGGUAGAGGGUAUUAUCAAGGAGGAGGUGGGAGAUACCAUCGUGGAGGUUAUAGGCCUGUCUGGAACCGAAGACACUCCAGAAGCCCCAGACGUGGCCGUUCACGUUCCAGAAGUCCAAAACGAAGGUCUGUGUCUUCCCAGAGGUCCCGGAGCAGAUCUCGUCGAUCUUACAGAUCUUCCAGGUCCCCGAGGUCCUCUUCAUCUCGUUCUUCAUCCCCAUACAGCAAAUCACCUGUCUCUUCCAAAAGACGUGCGUCUCUGGAAAAGCAGGCAAAGAAAACUGAAGGGGCUCCUUUGCAAGAUAGCCCCUUGAAAAAUAAAUCACAAGAUGAACAGAAAGAUACAUUUGAACAUGACCCAUCAGAGUCUCUUGACGAUUUUAACAAAUCAUCAGCAGCUUCUGGCGACAUUUGGCCUGGCCUUUCAGCGUAUGAUAACAGUCCAAGGUCACCCCAUAGUCCUUCUAUUGCCACCCCACCUAGUCAGAGUUCAUCUUGCUCUGAAGCCCCUUUGCUUAGCACAGCCCACUCAGCAAAGGACACACCUCAACAUUCCCAUUCCAUUCAGCAUAGUCCUGAGAGGUCUGGCUCUGGUUCUCUUGGAAAUGGUUCUAGCCGUUAUAGCCCUUCUCAGAAUAGCCCAUUGCAUCAUAUCCCUUCGAGGAGAAGUCCUGCAAAGACAAUCCCAUCACAGGGUGCCCCCCGUGAGGAAGCUCGAGUGCGGUCAUUUUAUCCUGAGGGUGGCGAACAGGAAGCUGCAAAAGGUGGAAAGUUUAUGAAAAGGUACACAGAUGAAGAGUCUAGAGUAUACCUGCUUGAUAGGGGUAAUACCAGGGAGAAGGAGGCCCAGAAGGAGAGAGGAUCAGAAAAAGGGAGGACAGAGGGAGAAAGGGAAUGGGAGGAACAGGAAACUUUAGAUUUUUUCAUUGAUAAAGAGACUGGGAAAGAAAAGUUUAAUGACUCUGAAGGGGAGGACACAGAGGAGACAGAGGAUUACAGACAGUUCAGAAAGUCUGUCCUGGCAGAUCAGGGUAAAAAUUUUCCUACUGCAUCUCACCGGAAUGCUGAGGAGGAAGGAACCAAAUACAAAUCUAAAAUAUCAAUCAAGGGCAAUAGAGAGAGCGAUGGAUUUAGAGAUGAGAAAAGUUAUAAGCUUAAAGAGACUGGCUAUGUAGUGGAAAGGCCUAGUGCAACAAAAGAUAAGCACAAGGAAGAAGACAAGAGUUCUGAGAGACUAAUGAUGAAGAAAGAAACUCAGUCACCUGAGCAGGUAAAGUCUGAAAAGCUCAAAGAACUCUUUGAUUACAGUCCCCCUCUACACAAGAAUCUGGAUGCGAGAGAAAAAUCCACCUUCAGAGAGGAGAGCCCACUUAGGAUCAAAAUGAUAGCCAGUGACUCCCAUCGUCCUGAAGUUAAACUCAAAAUGGCACCAGUACCUCUUGAUGAUUCCAAUAGACCUGCUUCCUUGACUAAAGACAGGCUGCUUGCUAGCACACUUGUUCAUUCCGUCAAGAAGGAGCAAGAGUUCCGAUCCAUCUUUGACCACAUUAAGUUGCCACAGGCCAGCAAAAGCACGUCAGAGUCAUUUAUUCAGCACAUUGUGUCCUUGGUUCAUCAUGUCAAAGAGCAAUACUUCAAGUCAGCUGGAAUGACCCUAAAUGAGAGGUUCACUGCGUAUCAAAAAGCUACUGAAGAACACUGCACCCGACAAAAGAGCCCAGAAAUACAUAGGAGGAUUGACAUCUCUCCAAGUACCCUGAGGAAGCAUACCCGUUUAGCAGGUGAAGAGAGAGUCUUUAAAGAAGAAAGUCAAAAAGGAGAUAAAAAAUUAAGGUGUGAUUCUGCUGAUCUUCGUCAUGACAUUGACCGACGUAGAAAAGAACGAAGUAAAGAGCGAGGAGACUCAAAGGGUUCCAGGGAAUCCAGUGGGUCAAGAAAACAGGAGAAAACUCCAAAAGAUUACAAGGAUUACAAAUCUUACAAAGAUGACAGUAAACAAAAAAGAGAUCAAGACCAUGCUAGGUCUUCCCCAUCUUCCUCCCCAUCUUCUUCUUCAUCCAGUUCUCGAGAAGAAAAAGAUUGCAAGAAGGAAAGAGAUGAAGAGUUCAAAACCCACCAUGAACAGAAAGAAUACUCUGGUUUUGCGGGAGUCAACAGGCCAAGAGGCACCUUUUUUCGAAUUAGGGGCAGAGGAAGAGCCAGAGGAGUCUUUGCUGGAACAAAUACUGGUCCCAGCAACUCAAAUACUACUUUUCAGAAGAGACCGAAGGAAGAGGAAUGGGAUCCUGAAUAUACCCCAAAAAGCAAGAAAUACUUCUUGCAUGAUGACAGAGACGAUGGAGUGGAUUAUUGGGCCAAAAGAGGAAGAGGUCGUGGUACUUUCCAGCGUGGCAGAGGGCGUUUUAACUUCAAAAAGUCAGGUAGCAGUCCGAAGUGGACACAUGACAAAUAUCAAGGGGAUGGCAUUGUGGAAGAUGAAGAAGAAACGAUUGAGAAUAAUGAAGAAAAGGACAGACGCAAAGAGGAAAAGGAAUAACUCUAGAAGAAAGUUGUAGCUGAAAGAGCAGCUGUUGCACCACCCUCACAACAUUUUUAAUAUGUUUUUUUGUUGUCAAAUGAAUGUAAGCAUUUUACUUAAAUUUUACUGUUGGAAAGUAGUUUAGGGGGAUUGUUUUUGUUUUAAGCCUUUAGAAAAAAUCAUGAUAUAGUAAACUAUGUUAAUGAUCGUACAGGUAGAAAGUAAAAUAUUUGUAACAACUUUUAAGAAAUUUUACUGUUUGUUAUAUGCAGUGUAAUUCUGCUUUGUCCAAAUAUAUGGUCAAGUACAACUCUAAAAGUUUUGAUUCUCCCCUA